This is a messenger RNA of Eruca vesicaria subsp. sativa (arugula), 906 nucleotides long. Lineage: Eukaryota; Viridiplantae; Streptophyta; Magnoliopsida; Brassicales; Brassicaceae. The record is from the annotation of a GenBank genome assembly.
AUGGAUGCUUGUUUUCUUACCUCAAGAUCAAUCUCUGGUGUUAAAGAGAUUGUCCCGUUCACCAAAACCAGAAUCUUUUCUUGCCCCAAGAGAAACUCUAGCCAGUUUCUCACCAGGAAGGUUGCUGCUCCAAUCUCUGUAAAAUGUUCUCUCUCGGAUUCAUGGAAGCCACUGGAGGAUGAUACUGAUCUCUUAAAGGAUUGUGUCAACAACUCUACAGCAGAUGCUGAUUGGAAAGUGUUCAGGGCAAGGCUCGUAGCUGGGGAACAAGCUGCAACCUCUGAGAAGGACUCCUCCUCUUGGUCUAACUCGGACACACUUGGAAACAAAUGGGCACACAAGAUCACCGAGCCAGAGACAGGAUGUCUCCUUGUUGCAACAGAGAAGCUAGAUGGAGUCCAUAUUUUCGAAAAGACGGUGGUCCUCAUCCUCUCUGUUGGACCCUCAGGUCCUAUAGGAGUCAUCCUGAACCGUCCAUCGAUUAUGUCAAUCAAGGAGACCAAGUCAACCGUGGCGGGAACGUUUUCAGACAAGAGACUCUUCUUUGGAGGACCAUUGGAAGAAGGGUUGUUCCUGGUGAGUCCAAGGAAUGGAGGAGACAACGAGGUUGAGAAGAGUGGAGUGUUCAGACAAGUGAUGGAAGGACUGUACUAUGGUACGAGAGAGAGUGUAGGGUUGGCUGAAGAGAUGGUGAAGAGGAAGUUGGUGGGAAGAAGUGAGCUAAGAUAUUUUUAUGGGUAUUGUGGUUGGGAAAAAGAGCAGUUGAAAGCAGAUAUUUUGAGAGGGCAUUGGACAGUAGCUGCUUGUAGCUCAAGUGUUGUUGAGCUUGGUUUGGGUGACCAAAGUCAUGUUCUCUGGGAUGAGGUUCUUGGUCUUAUUGGUCCUCAAACUAGAUCUGUUAUCUAA